Messenger RNA from Numida meleagris (helmeted guineafowl), 1369 nucleotides. RefSeq names its product feather keratin B-4-like. The coding region runs from base 719 to 1144 and encodes 141 amino acids. Gene Ontology annotation, cellular component: intermediate filament. Lineage: Eukaryota; Metazoa; Chordata; Aves; Galliformes; Numididae. Gene Ontology annotation, molecular function: structural constituent of cytoskeleton. The transcript is spliced from 2 exons. The record is from RefSeq and is a predicted model, not a curated record.
UAGUAAACAAGCCACAGCCUUGUACCCUGCUUUGCAGUGCUCUGUUCUGGAUAGUGUAAAAGUAUUUCCCUUUACAGCAAUUUCUAGCUAAGAGUCCAAUGCUAAGGCCAGACUUUGAAUUUAAAAUGAAGGAUUUGCAAGUAUUGUUCCAAAAUGCAGAUUUUCUAUAUUUGAAUGGAAACAGGAAAUAGUAAUUAAAGGAUCAGACAGACUACUGUGGCUUUGGACAGAAAUCUGGGACCUUUAUUGCCAGCUUUGACCUAGUUUUUAUAAUACCACAAAAUACAUGCAAGCACCAGUCUAUGGCCAAUGCAUAUACAGAUAUUGGUUAAAUGCAGCAACAUAUUGUGAAAAGUUACUUUGAAUCUUCAUAACAAAGCAAAUCUGGUUUCCCUUUGUUUCCAACAAAUUCAAUAGAGUUGUAUUAAAGACAAAGAUGGCCCCCACCAUUUUGACAUGCAAGACAUCUGUGGACAAUAACUUAGAUACAAUUCCAUGUAGGGUGGAGCUGCUCAGUUAAGAGAAACAAUGCACAAUGUGGUUCUCUUGAUUGACGUGUGCAAACAGUGUAUUUGGUAACUGGAGGGACAAGGACAGUCGAUGACAUGAAUGCAAAGUAGGGACCAUAUAAAAGUCCCUGCUGCUCCGAGCCUUCAAACCACUUCAGUUCUCCUGGUUUUGCAUCUGCUGUUGGACCAAGCCCACCUCCAUCCCUGUGAUGGCUUUCUAUAGGCAGCCCUGUGACAACAGCCGUCCCUUGCUGCCUUGCGAGGUGUCCUGCCCGCAGCCCUAUGCCGAUGCCUGCAGCCAGCCCUGCGUCACCUCCUGCGGGGACUCCCGUGCCAUCGUCUACCCUCCACCUGUGGUCAUCACCUUCCCAGGCCCCAUCCUCAGCUCCUGCCCUCAGGAGAGCAUUGUGGGCAGCUCGGCCCCGCUGAAGCUGGGCAGCUCCUUCAGCCAAGGGAGCUGCCUGGAAGCCCAGAGCCCCAUGGGGCCUGCUGCCUGCCCAGGUGGCCGCUACUCCUACUCCUGCUACACCCGUAGGGCAGUGUUCUGCCCUCCGAAGUCCAGCAUCACUCCACCACCUCCACCGCCCACCAAGACCUGGCAGGAACGGGAACAGGAUCAAAUCCGCGGCCUCUGAGCAAGCAGAGGGCAUAGCCAGGAGCUGGCUGCAUGCUCAGCCAUCUCAAGGAGCAAGCCGAGAUGCCAGCUCCCCUUUGCACGAGAUCUCUGCUCGUGAUCUCCUUGUGCUCUUCUUAAUACCUUUUUUCCUUUGCUAUCAUGUAAAUUUAACUCAAUCCCUCUGUGUUUUUCCCUGCAGUGUUGCAGUGCUCUGAUAAAUCCCGUUUGUCAUUCUCAAUAAAAU